Acanthamoeba castellanii str. Neff is the source of this 816-nucleotide messenger RNA. RefSeq lists its product as uncharacterized. NCBI's taxonomy places the organism in Eukaryota, Discosea, Longamoebia, Acanthamoebidae. Bases 1 to 816 code for a protein of 271 amino acids. Gene Ontology annotation, molecular function: oxidoreductase activity. The record is from RefSeq and is a predicted model, not a curated record. The transcript has 6 exons.
AUGGCCACAGCAGCAGGACAGAAGGCGGGCCAUGUGGCGCUGGUGACGGGAGCCUUCCAGGGCAUCGGAUUUGCCAUCGCUACCCAACUCGCCCGCGCUCGCCCCGACUUCCACGUGUUGGUGGGCAGCAGAGAUUUGGCGAGGGGUGAGGAGGCGGUGGCCCAACUGAAGGCCGACGGUGUGGCCAACGUGGGCGUGCUGCAUCUGGACAUCGACGACAUAGGUUUUGGCAACGGUAUCAACGGCGGUGCGCAGUCCUCCAUCACCACUGCCGCCGACACCGUUGCCAAGACCUAUGGAGGGCUGGACGUGUUGGUGAACAAUGCUGGCAUGGCCUUCAAGGGGUUCAAUGUGGACGUAGCGAGGGCCACGCUGGCCACCCAUUACUACGGCCCAAAGAACGUGACCACCUACUUCCUGCCGCUCAUCAGGGACUAUGGACGUGUGGUGAACGUGUCCUCGCGAGCCGGCUUGCUCUCCAAGCUCUCCUCCGACGCUCUGAAACAGGCCUUCACCCGUGAGGACCUCACGCGUGAGGAGCUCGACACGCUGGCAGACAAGUUUGUGAGCGACGUGGCCAAGGACACGUUCACCGCAGAGGGCUGGCCGUCCACCACCUACGGCGUUUCCAAGAUUGCCGUGAAUGCCCUCACCCGCAUCGUUGCUCGAGAGGAAGCCAAGAACACCUCCCGGAAGGGCGUGUUGAUCAACGCAUGCUGCCCGGAAGCCGACGUGGCCGUCUACCUCGCCCUCCUGCCCCACGACUCGCACUACAACGGCCUCUUCUUCGCCAAACGUCAGCAGAUCGACUACUGA